GAACUUUAUAUUUAUCCCCUCACUGACAUCUUCUUCUUCCCCAUCGAUCAAUUCACACACAGAAAAGCAUGGAGCUCCAAACUCCAACCAACCAAACCUCAACCCAAGACCUUGAAAACCCUAAAAAUGGGAGAACCCACGAAACCCACUCCGUCCCUGAACAAGACAUUGACAGUACUUGCUCCACACCUUAUGUCAGUGCUCCAUCCAGCCCUGGUCAUGUUCAUGGACCCGGGUCCGGACCCCUCAGUGGUGGUGGGUUCUUCUACAGUGCACCGGCUAGUCCAAUGCACUUCGCCAUAACCUCGUCUGCUUCCAUUUCCAGAGCUUUGGAAGGCGACGACCAUGGCAGUAAUUCGGUGCCAUUUGGUUAUGAGUUCGAGUUCUCUGCACGAUAUGGGUCCAACGGGUCUGAUCAAACCGGGUCAAUGAGCUCGGCAGAUGAGUUGUUCUUGAAUGGGAAGAUCCGACCCAUGAAGCUCUCGACCCAUUUGGAGAGGCCCCAAGUUCUUGCUCCAUUAAUAGAUCUUGAAGACGAUGAUGAUUCGUGCAACAACGAUGGCGAAAGCUCUCGCGGCAGAGAUCUACGACAAAUACGCGACAAGUCUAUGCGGAGAAGAACCAGAUCUAUGUCGCCACUUAGAACGACGUCGUUUCAGUUUGAUGGAAAUGGAGAUACCUGUUUCAACAAUGAUGAACUCACAGAACAGAGUACUACUAAUGACGACAAAUACGACGACGUUCUAUCAUCACCGUCAAUGUCUACACCUUCUGCUUCCUCUUCAAGGUCAUCUUCUGCUGGUAGGAACUCAAAGAGAUGGGUUUUCUUGAAGGAUUUUCUUUACAGAAGCAAAAGCGAAGGCAGAGCAAGCAGCAACAACAAGAAGUUCUGGUCAACCAUCACAUUCUCUCCAGUGAAAGAGAAGAAGCCCAUCAAUAACCCAUGUGAAAAGGAAGCUCCUUUAAAGGUUAAGAAUGGAAUUGGUAUAACAGACAAUCAACAGAAGGUGAAGAAGCCAGUGAAUGGAAUAGGAAAGAGGAGGAGGGUACCACCAUCCGCACACGAGCUUCAUUACAUGGCAAGUAGAGCUCAAGCUGAGGAAAUGAAGAAGAGAACCUACUUGCCUUACAAGCAAGGAUUGCUUGGUUGCUUAGGAUUUAGUUCAAAAGGUUAUGGGGCCAUGAAUGGCCUUGCUAGGGCUUUCAACUCUGCUUCUUCCAGGUAAAGAAGAGACCCUGAUAAGAUUGUAGUAUUGUACAGUUCUCCUUGGUUAAUGGAUUUUUUUUUUCUUUAACUUAGGAUAUUAUGAUUAUUUAUCUGUAUUUAUUUGUUUUAGGAUCUUAUCUGUGUUAGAGAGGGAACUAUAUCUCUUCUUGGUGAGGGUUCUUGAAUGCCCCUGUUUCCUUGUAUUAGCAAAGUAAAUCAAAUAUUGCAAUGUCUUCCUUGAUUGCAAUAGUUGAAGUCACAGAAAUAAUCUGCAGGUGAUAUUUCAGGUCAUAGGUUUGUAUUGUGACUAGAAGUGAGUAGUAGUAGUACCCACUAAAUUGGAUUUAUUUGAACAAUAAUAUGAUGCAGCAGCAGCACAUGGUAGAGGGA
Tripterygium wilfordii is the source of this 1597-nucleotide messenger RNA. RefSeq lists its product as uncharacterized. The transcript has a single exon. The record is from RefSeq and is a predicted model, not a curated record. Bases 69 to 1226 code for a protein of 385 amino acids. Lineage: Eukaryota; Viridiplantae; Streptophyta; Magnoliopsida; Celastrales; Celastraceae.